Messenger RNA from Podarcis muralis (Common wall lizard), 1966 nucleotides. The record is from RefSeq and is a predicted model, not a curated record. NCBI's taxonomy places the organism in Eukaryota, Metazoa, Chordata, Lepidosauria, Squamata, Lacertidae.
GGAGGCGGGUCUUCCGGAGCCCCUCCCCGGCCCCCCUCUUGUCUCCUCCGAGAAAGGAUCUCUUUGCGGAAAUGGGCCUGGAUUCCUGUGAGGCAGAAAAGACUCCGUUGGACGCCAGAGGGAGGCCACUGGAUGACCGAAGGAUGCCCCCCAGACCUCCUCAUCCAUCUUUUCAUGAGAACGGAGGAGAAGCAGCAGCUGUGGAAACAGAUCUGGGUCCUCUGUGUUUUAAAGAUGUCGCUGUGUAUUUCACAGAGGAGGAGUGGGCGUUGCUGGAUCCUGACCAGAGAGCUCUGCAUAAGGAAGUCAUGGAGGAGAAUCGUAGGAUUGUGGACUCUCUCAGUGGUGAUGGAUUGGAAGUUAUGAACAAGGGAGACCACGACAAAUUACACACAGUGGGGAAGUUGUAUGAAUAUUUGGAAUUUGGAGAGAGCAUCAAUCGCAGCUCCGAUUCCACUUCCUAUGAAAUAAAUCCCAUUGGAAAGAAUCACUAUCAGUGCUUGGAAUGUCAAAAGACUUUUAGUCGGAAGGAUAGACUCACUUCCCAUCAAAGAAUUCAUACAGGAGAGAAACCAUAUCAGUGCUUGCAAUGUGGAAAGAGCUUCAGACAAAGGACCCAUCUCACUCGCCAUCAAAUAAUUCAUACAGGGGAGAAACCAUAUGAGUGCCUCGAAUGUCGAAAGAGCUUCAGUCGGAGGUCCGAUGUCAUUUCCCAUCAGAAAAUUCAUACAGCGGAGAAACCAUAUCAGUGCUUGGAAUGUGGAAAAAGCUUCUCUCAGAGGGCUAAGCUCACUUCCCAUCAAAGAAUUCAUACAGGGGAGAAACUCUAUCAAUGCUUGGAAUGUGGGAAGAGCUUCAGUCACAGGCAGGGUCUCACUACCCAUCAAAGAAUUCAUACAGGAGAGAAACCAUAUCAGUGCUUGCAAUGUGGAAAGAGCUUCAGAAAAAGGACCCAUCUCACUCGCCAUCAAAUAAUUCAUACAGGGGAGAAACCAUAUCAGUGCCUCGAAUGUGGAAAGAGCUUCAGUGUGAGGGCUCACCUCUUGGCCCAUCAAGUAAUUCAUACAGGAGAGAAACCCUAUAAGUGCUUGGAAUGCGGAAAGAGCUUCUCUCAGAGAGCUAAGCUCACUUACCAUCACAGAAUUCAUACAGGGGAGAAACCGUAUCAGUGCUUGGAAUGCGGAAAGAGCUACAAUCACAUCUCCAAACUUACUUGCCAUCAAAGAACUCACAGCGGGGAGAAACCGUAUCAGUGUUUGGAAUGUGGAAAGAGUUUUACCCAUAAGGAAAGUCUCACUUCCCAUCAAAGAAUUCAUACAGGGGAGAAACCCUAUCAGUGCUUGGAAUGCGGAAAGAGCUUCCAUAGGAGCUUCAUUCUCACUUCCCAUCGAAGAACACAUAGCGGGGAGAAACCCCAUCAGUGCUUGGAAUGUGGGAAAAGCUUCAGUGAGAGGGCUAAGCUGGUAGCCCAUCGAAAUAUUCAUACAGGAGAGAAACCACAUCAGUGCUUGGAAUGUGGGAAAAGCUUCAGUAGCAGAUCUAAUCUCACUUCCCAUCAAAGAAUUCAUACAGGGGAGAAACCCUAUAAGUGCUUGGAAUGUGGAAAGAGCUUCAGGCAGAAAGCUCAGCUCACAGAUCAUCAAAGAAUUCAUACAGGGGAGAAACCAUAUCAGUGCAUGGAAUGUGGAAAGAACUUCAGGCAAAGGGCCCAACUCACUUCCCAUCUAAGUAUUCAUGAGGGGAAGAAUCCACAUCAAUGCUUGGAAUGUGGAAAGAGCUUCAAUAGGAGGUCUCAUCUCACCUGCCAUCAAAGAACUCACAGCGGGGAGAAACCAUAUCAGUGCUAGGAAUGUGGAGAGAUUCAUCUGGAAGAUAAGUCUCACUUCCCAUCAUACAAUUCAUACAGGAGAGAAACCAUAUCAAUGCUUGGAAUGUGGAAAGAGCUUCAGUAGGAGGUCUCAUCUCA